Molecule: messenger RNA, 480 nt
Organism: Erythranthe guttata (spotted monkey flower)
Lineage: Eukaryota; Viridiplantae; Streptophyta; Magnoliopsida; Lamiales; Phrymaceae
Source: RefSeq, a predicted model, not a curated record
AUGAUCGAAUACAUCCGUCGUUUCGAACGUGGCUGCCUCUACGCCCCAUUCAUCGCUCGAGACGCCGAAGAAAAGAAGAACCAUUUCAUUCGUGGCCUUCAACCAGAAAUCCGUAGAGACAUUCGUAUGUCCGACGCCUCAACUUUCCGCCAACUCGUAGCCAAAGCACUUAUGGCUGCCCAAGACGAACGAGACAUUCAAAACAACCGCCGACCACAAGGAGUUACUCAACGACCAUGGAAAAAGAACAAUUUUGGCAACCGCCCAUUCCGAGGAAAAGGAACGCAGCCCAUUCGCCAAACAACCGGACCACCGCCACCGCCGCCAAGGCCAACCUGCCCGAAGUGUGGAAAGAGUCACUCCGGAGAAUGCAUACAAGGAACAAGGAGUUGCUUUCGAUCCCAUCAGCCCGGACACAUGGUGAAAGAUUACCCGAAACCCCCACCGAACGUCCCCGGCCGAGUGUUCGCCAUGACUUAA